Sinocyclocheilus rhinocerous is the source of this 1690-nucleotide messenger RNA. It is a transcript of the gene cdc37, whose product is annotated as cell division cycle 37 homolog (S. cerevisiae). The transcript has 7 exons. The record is from RefSeq and is a predicted model, not a curated record. Gene Ontology annotation, cellular component: cytoplasm. NCBI's taxonomy places the organism in Eukaryota, Metazoa, Chordata, Actinopteri, Cypriniformes, Cyprinidae. Gene Ontology annotation, molecular function: heat shock protein binding; protein-folding chaperone binding; protein kinase binding. Bases 192 to 1331 code for a protein of 379 amino acids. Gene Ontology annotation, biological process: protein folding; protein stabilization.
GUCCACUGGCUCGCGGCGCUCGGCGAUGACGUCACUGUGGCGGAAGUGAAGGAGAGUUCCAGAAAGAGCGGCGGUGCACGAGACACACAAACACACAGGAAUAUAACAAUAAGAACUCUUAUAAUAAUAAUAAUAGUAAUAACAGCGACUGUACGGGGCUUUAUAACGGAGCAGACGCGUAAGUGACCGUCAUGACGACCAUCGAUUACAGUGUGUGGGAUCAUAUCGAGGUGUCCGAUGAUGAAGAUGAUACUCACCCAAACAUCGACACACCGAGUCUGUUCCGCUGGAGACACCAGGCUCGUGUGGAGCGGAUGGAGGUCUUCAUGAAGAAGGGCGAGGAGCUGGAGAAGAGCCUGAUGGAGAGCCGGAGGAAGCUGGCGGAGGCGCAGCGGCGGGUGCAGGAGCUCGUCUCGGCGUCCACUCCGGAGGCUAAAGCCGAUCUGGCCAAAGUGCAGGAGGAGGAGAAGCAGCUGAAGAAGCAGGAGAGGUCGUGGGAGAAGAAGUUGCAGGAGCAUCGCAUCGAGGAGAAGAAGAUGCCCUGGAACGUGGACACGCUCAGCAAGGAGGGCUUCAGUAAGAGCGUCGUCAACGUCAAGCCGGAGAAGGAGGAGGAGACGGAGGAGGAGAAGGAGGAGAAACACAAAACCUUCGUGGAGAAAUACGAGAAGCAGAUCAAACACUUCGGUGAGCUGCUCUUCACAGGUUCUGACAUAAACACCUCUGAUCACACGCCCUGCAAACACAUUUGUGAAACACACCUUGAUCACUCUGUACUCACACACUUACACACACACACACACACACACACACACACACUCGCUCUCAUGGAGCAGGUGGCCCAUCAGACCAUCGUCAUGCAGUUUAUCCUGGAGCUCUCCAAGAGUCUGAAGGUGGAUCCUCGCGGCUGCUUCCGCCAGUUCUUCACCAAAAUCAAGACCGCAGACCAGCAGUAUCAGGACGCCUUCAACGACGAGCUGGAGUCCUUUAAGGAGCGAGUGCGCGGACGAGCCAAGAUCCGCAUCGAGAAAGCCUUGAAGGAGUACGAGGAGGAGGAGCGGCAGAAGCGCAUGGGUCCCGGCGGCCUGGAUCCGGUGGAGGUGUACGAGUCGCUGCCUGCGGAGAUGCAGAAGUGCUUCGACGAUAAAGACAUUCAGAUGCUGCAGGACGCCAUCAGCAGGAUGGACCCGACGGAGGCCAAACACCACAUGAAGCGCUGCAUCGAGUCGGGACUGUGGGUCCCGAACGCACGAGCGGACGAAGAGGGAGAGAAAGAUAAAGAGGAAGGCGAUGAGCCGCAGUAUGAGGAAGUGAAGAAAGAAGAGCAGUGACCCCAGACCCCGCCGGACCCCAGAGCCAUCUGAUGAGAUCAGUGCUGAAGCAGAUCCUGAGCACGUCUCUCUCUUCUCUCAUCAUCACCGUUUGUUAUUCAUGCAGUCUUCUGUAGACGCUCUCCCAGCGCUUACGCUCCUCUAAAGCCAGAUUGUGUGUUUUGGGUUUGAUUAGCCGUUACUCACAGGUGAAUGAAGAUCUGCAGUAUUAUAGAUAGAGGAGACAGUCCAGAUGAAUACUAAUAAUGAACUGAUUUAUUUGUUGGAUGCUGGUCUCUUUUUGUUCAUAUGAUUCACACUGCUCUGUUAGUGCUGUAUGUUCAGUUUGUAUCAGAAUAAAGCUGUGGGCUGAUGGGAAA